Molecule: messenger RNA, 3034 nt
Organism: Scomber scombrus (Atlantic mackerel)
Lineage: Eukaryota; Metazoa; Chordata; Actinopteri; Scombriformes; Scombridae
Product: epithelial cell-transforming sequence 2 oncogene-like
Exons: 21
Coding region: 1-2892 (963 amino acids)
Molecular function (GO): guanyl-nucleotide exchange factor activity; protein binding
Source: RefSeq, a predicted model, not a curated record
AUGGAGACGAGCUUCAAAUCGACCCCGCACUCGGUGAAGCGGUGGCAGCUCAGCGGGACAGACUACGAAGCCCGCAGCCUCCAAACCCGCUUCAGCUGCUGGACUCCUCUGAACAACAAGCCGGGAAACCUGCAGUUAUUUGAGGAGAGGAUCGGCCUUGUGCUCCACUGGUUUGACCUGUGGACGGACAGACAGAGGAAACACCUGCUGCACACUCUGCUCACACGCUGCGCCAACUCACAGCUCAAGUACUGUAGGGAUUUGCUGAUUCAGACGCUUCCAGUGACUCAAGUGGACUUUACGGCGGUGCUGCCACGCUUCCUGUCCCUGUAUGUGAUGUCAUUCCUGUCUCCUCGUGACCUCUGCUCUGCCGCCCAAGUCAGCUGGCACUGGAAGGUCCUGGCUGAACAGGACUGUCUCUGGGCAGGCCGCUGUACCCGAAGAGGCUGGUUUCUUCCAUACACUCCUGGAGAAAGAGAGUUCGGAGCGUGGAAGAACCACUAUGUGUCCUGCGUGUCCACUCUGGACUGGCUCACUCCCCGGGAGGCGGCGGAGUGGUACGGCACCCUCAACCAGCAAAGCAGCGGGUUGACAGAAGAGGAGGAAGAGAGAAGGAAGGAGAGGAGGAUCAGGCAGAUGAUCAGAGAGAAACUUCAGGAGGAGAAGAGAACAUCCAUGAGAACCAGGAGAGCCUGGGGCAGCUACACAAAGCCUGGAGAAGCCAGAGGUAGAUGUUCCCAGACAGGGACGCCCACUUCUGGGAUAACAUUCAGCUCAUGGCCCUCCCUUUCCUGGCCUCUGAGGACUGUUGAGUCUGCCAGUCUCUGUCUUAGCCUGGACCAGGGACAGUCAGUGACUGCAGCCCAGAACCUGGAGAGAGUCCAUACCCGGCCUAUCAGGUCAUUGCCUACACACUCACUUACCUUCAAUGAUAUCAGCUACCUCAAUCCUGUCUUUUUAUUGCUGGUCUCCAACAGAAUUCCUGCCUACGAGUUGGUGCUGAGUGGCGUCAAGGCAGGAGUGAUUGUAGUUCUGUAUGACCACAGAGGGACUCUCUCAGCUCUCUUAGCCCAGGUGGAGAGGGCUGUUUUUGGGCAGCGAGCGCAGAGGCUGGGCCUGUUAGCUCCGGGAGGAACAGAGGAAAUCCAUCUGCUUCACAGUUGUAGCCUAUCUGAGCGCACUCUGCCAACUCCUGACCACAGAGAAUUCUGGGAAAAACUGUGCGGCUGGGUGGCACCAACCGAGGAAGGAGGAGGUGUUGACAUCUUCUCACCGCUGGCAGCAUCAGCCUCAGGAGUGGCUCUCAUCCAGACUCUCUCUGCUCUUACUGGUCUCAAGGUUUGGGCGCCAACGGGUCUUGCCACUGGAAGUUUUCAGAAUAUCAUGAGCGAGUGGUCAGACGGCAGUGUGUGCACCGAGCUCUCAAACCAGCAACUGGCAGCCCCGGCGCACCAGUAUGUGUGUGAGAGCAUACUGCAGGGCUGGUGCAGACAGGCUCAGUGGAUGGAGGAGGCUCUGGUGGAGCUGAGGGGCCGCCUGGGGCCACAGCUACAGCAGGUCAGCCUCGUGGCCAGGGGCCGAGCUCUGGGUCAGUUUUUGUGGGAGAAAGUCUGUCUGGAGGACCUGUGUGUGUCAAAAGACCUAAGUGUGGCUCUGACUGAAGGACUCACUGCUCUCACCAUAGAGGAAGAGGCCCGACCGUUGGAGUUUCUCGCCAUCUUCCUGACAAGAUGGAGUGAGCAGAAGGAGGGAGGAGAGAGUAGUGGAGAGAAAAAGUGGAGAAACAUAGGAGUAGAUAAUUUCUCUUCAGCACCACAUAGCUCACAGAUAUGCAUGAUGCCUGAACAACCACAGAUGAUGUUAGAUUGGAGAGGCGUAGCAGCCAGAGAGCUGCACCACAGCGAGUGUCUUUAUCUAAGCAGACUGAACGCUGUGCUAAACGUGUACCAGGAGCCUCUUACAGCAUCUCUGAACUCCAACAGAGCCAUUCUCAGCUACGCUGACAUUCAGAUCAUCCUCAGCCCUGUCACACAAAUACUGGAGCUCAACAGAGUGUUUCAGGCAGAUCUACAGGCCAGGCUGCAGCAGUGGGGUGCAGAGCAGUGUAUAGGAGACGUGUGUGUAAAGCUGUGCUCAAAUCUCAGAGUCUACACCAACUAUUUUAACAACUACACCACUGCCCUCUCCACUAUUGACAAGUGCAGAGAGACGAAACCUGGAUUUCGAGCUUUCCUGAAGACCGCAGACAAAACUCUUGCAACACACAUGCUGAGCCUACAGGAGCUGCUGCUGUGUCCAGUCUGGAGAAUACAAGAGUAUGUGACUCUGCUACAAGCUCUGACAUUACACACCCCCCCCGCUCACCCCGACCACACACACCUCUCCUCCGCCCUCAACACACUGCAACAAUACAGAGGAUUUAUACACAAGUUAAAGAGUAACUCAGAAAGAGACAAAUUGAUGGAGGAAACACAGCAGAUGAUCCAAGGUUGUCCGAACCUCAGCGAAAGUAACAGGCAGCUAAUAAUGACUCAGGAUGCUGCUUUGCUCAGGAGCCCUGAUCAACAUAUCCCAGACUCUCUCAGGACCUAUGAGCAUGUGUCCGAUGUGGGCAUGUUCCUGUUUAAUGAUGCUUUGGUGCUGACACAGCGGAGAGUGCUGCACACACCUUUUACCCUUGCUCACCGCAGCACACACACCUUCCUCGCCUCUGUGGCCCUCGCCAGCCUGACUUUCAGAGAGAUCACACACACACCCUAUGUGUGUCAUGCCUUUGUCCUGGAGGGGCCUUGUCGUUCUUGGGUUUGUGCCACUAAGAGAGGUGAAGAGAGAUCGCACUUCCUGUCCGUGCUGAGUUCAGCUAUAAAAACAGCUCUGAAAGGACAUCAGUGAUGGCACCAUGACAGUACACCGGAAAGACAAGAGGAGGUUUGGACACCAAUAUUGUCCCUUUUUUUUUGUGUGUGGAAAAAAUAACAAAGAUCAGGAAACUUGAAAUUACCAAACUCUCACGCCACGAUUCAACAGAGCGACA